AGCACGUAGCGUUCCAGCUCGUCAAGAGUAGCAACAGAUGCCGCGGCAAGCGGAGCGACCAAAGAGCGAUGGACCGCGCCCUUCGGGCUUUGGGCAUCCCAGACUUCAAGGUACCCAGCCCGACGGCGCGCGACCCGAUCAAGCCAUCAUGUGGCCGACGCGCGUAUACGAACAACCAGGGCGGGCGUUGUGCGCGGCUCGGGCAUCUCGGGAGGCGACGCCUUUAGAUCCUGUCCCGAUAUGGCUGCUAUGCCCGAAGGGC
Messenger RNA from Fomitopsis serialis, 262 nucleotides. RefSeq lists its product as uncharacterized. The record is from RefSeq and is a predicted model, not a curated record. The annotation marks the transcript as partial. NCBI's taxonomy places the organism in Eukaryota, Fungi, Basidiomycota, Agaricomycetes, Polyporales, Fomitopsidaceae. The transcript has a single exon.